Molecule: messenger RNA, 3498 nt
Organism: Rubroshorea leprosula
Lineage: Eukaryota; Viridiplantae; Streptophyta; Magnoliopsida; Malvales; Dipterocarpaceae
Source: the annotation of a GenBank genome assembly
AUCUGUCGUCGCUAUUUGUCCAAAAAUAUCUCGCUUCCCAAGAUCUCGCCACGUCUCACCCUGCUCUCCUACGUGUCACUAUUAACGUCUCCCCGCUCCUCUUCUUUUCCUUUAAAAAAACCCCCCCAUUGUUUCCUCCACUAUAAACACACACAAAUCGUUUCUCUUUCUUUCCCUUUCUCUGCUCACACUAUUUCUCAGUAAAAUCAUAUCCAUCAAAUCCAUUUCCUCCUUGAUUUUCUGAAAAUGGCUACCAGAAAGCUUAUAGUCGAGGUCUGCAACGCCAAGAAUUUGAUGCCGAAGGACGGUCAAGGGACGGCUAGUGCAUAUGCGAUUGUUGAUUUUGACGGUCAAAGACGGAGGACGAAGACAAAGUUCCGAGAUCUGAAUCCGGCGUGGGACGAGAGGUUGGAGUUUCUUGUGCAGGAUACGGAGUCGAUGGCGACGGAGAUUUUGGAGAUUAAUUUGUAUAAUGAUAAGAAGGCCGGGAAAAAGAGUACUUUUCUCGGUAAAGUGAAGCUCGCUGGAAGCACUUUUGCUAAAGCCGGAUCUGAGACUCUGGUGUAUUAUCCGUUGGAGAAGCGGAGUGUGUUUUCUCAGAUUAAAGGUGAGAUCGGAGUCAAAGUUUGUUAUGUAGAUGAAGAUCCGCCGGUAGAUGAUUCCGCUGCCGAGCAGAAAACAGAGCAGGCACCGCCAGCGGAUGCAUCGGAGGAGAAGCGGCCGGAGACUCCGAAGCCAGAGGAGGAGAAAAAGGAAGAAAAGGCUGAAGAGAAAAAGGAGGAGGAAAAGCCUAAAGAAGAAGCGAAAACAGAGGAGCAACCAAAUCCACCUCCGGAAGAUAAGCCUCAAGAAGGUCCUCCUGCUACAGCACCGGCCCAGGUCGUUAAUCCAUCGCUAGCGCAUGAUGAAAAAUCAAAGCAGAGAGAGAAGCUAGUGACAGGAAAACAAGCCGAUCUCAGUGUCAACGAGCUUGAACUCCGAUCUCUGUCCGGUGACCUUGGCCGCAGUACAUAUGAUCUGGUGGAUCGCAUGCCGUUUCUGUAUGUCCGUGUUGUAAAAGCAAAGCGAGCAAGUAAAGAUUCUAAUUUCCCCAUUCAUGCCAAGCUUGUGAUUGGCACUCACAGCAUCAAAACAAAGAGCCAGAGCGAUAAAGAGUGGGAUCAAGUUUUUGCAUUCGAUAAAGAAGGUUUGAACUCCACUUCUUUAGAAGUUUCUGUUUGGAGUGAGGAGAAAAAGGAAAACGACGAAUGCGUGGAGAAUUGCUUGGGAACAGUAUCGUUUGAUUUGCAGGAAGUGCCGAAGAGAGUUCCACCGGACAGUCCUCUGGCUCCACAAUGGUACAGUCUCGAGUCCGAGAAGUCGCCGGAAAAUGACGUGAUGCUCGCUGUUUGGAUCGGGACUCAGGCCGACGAGGCGUUUCAGGAGGCGUGGCAGUCGGACUCCGGCGGACUGGUUCCCGAGACCCGUGCCAAGGUGUACUUGUCCCCGAAGCUUUGGUAUUUGCGGCUAACGGUUAUCCAAACCCAGGAUUUGCAGCUAGCUUCGGGAACCGAACCUAAAGUUCGAAGUUCUGAGCUUUAUGUAAAGGCACAGCUGGGGCCACAGCUUUUUAAAACAAGCCGCACAACAGUCGGCUCAUCAUCUUCCAUCUCGGCUAAUCCAACUUGGAACGAGGAUUUGGUUUUCGUUGCGGCUGAGCCGUUUGAGCCAUUUUUGGUGGUCACCGUGGAGGAUGUGUCCAGUGGGCAGUCAGUGGGCCAUGCAAAGAUACACGUGCCGACAAUCGAACGGAGAACAGACGAUCUUGCGGAGCCAAAGUCAAGAUGGUUCAAUUUAACAGGUGGUGAAACCAAGCCUUACGCUGGCAGCAUACACGUAAGGGUGUGCUUGGAGGGUGGCUAUCACGUGCUUGAUGAAGCUGCUCACGUGACCAGUGAUGUCCGAGCUGCGGCUAAGCAACUAGCCAAGGCUCCAAUUGGGUUGCUUGAGGUCGGGAUCCGUAGUGCUACUAAUUUGCUGCCUGUCAAGACCAAAGAUGGUGCUCGCGGGACAACUGAUGCUUAUGUAGUGGCCAAGUAUGGGCCCAAGUGGGUCCGUACCCGAACCAUCCUUGAUCGGUUUAAUCCACGGUGGAACGAGCAGUAUACGUGGGACGUAUACGAUCCAUGUACGGUAUUAACCAUUGGUGUAUUUGAUAAUGGAAGAUACAAGAAGGAUGAAGAAGGAAAGCCCGGGAAAGACAUGCGUAUUGGCAAGAUCCGUAUACGGCUAUCGAAGCUUGAUACCAACAGGGUAUACCUAAAUUCAUAUUGUCUCACCGUAUUGCUACCUGGUGGAGCCAAGAAAAUGGGAGAAAUUGAGAUAACCGUUAGAUUUUCUUGCUCGUCAUGGCUUACUCUCAUCCAGACAUAUGGCAGCCCAAUGCUUCCAAGGAUGCACUAUGUCUGCCCAUUGGGUCCAGCCCAACAAGACAUCCUGCGCCACACCGCCAUGCGCAUUGUCACGGCGAGGCUAGCAAGGUCCGAGCCUCCUUUGGGUCAAGAGGUGGUUCAGUUCAUGUUGGACAGUGACACACACGUGUGGAGCAUGAGGAGGAGCAAGGCAAAUUGGUUCCGCGUGGUGGGUUGCUUGUCACGUGCGGCGACUUUGGCACGGUGGUUGGAUGAGAUUCGCACGUGGGCACACCCUCCCACGACUGUUUUAUUGCACGUGCUACUCCUGGCUGUGGUGGUAUGUCCGCAUCUGAUCCUCCCCACCUUAUUCAUGUACGCCUUCUUGAUCGUGGCGCUGAGAUUUCGUUAUCGCCUAAGAGUCCCACACAAUAUGGACCCAAGACUCUCCUACGUGGACGCCGUGGGGCCGGAUGAGCUGGAUGAAGAAUUCGAUGGGCUCCCCUCUACUCGUCCAGCUGAUACGGUGCGUAUAAGAUACGAUCGGUUGCGGGCCCUAGCGGGGCGGGCCCAGACGCUUCUGGGUGACGUGGCAGCACAGGGGGAGCGUUUGGAGGCCUUGUUUAACUGGAGGGACCCACGAGCGACGGGAAUUUUUGUGGUAUUCUGCCUCUUCGCAUCUUUACUGUUUUAUGCUGUGCCUUUCAAGGUCUUUGUCUUGGUGGCAGGGUUUUACUACCUCCGCCACCCACGAUUCCGCGACGACAUGCCGUCGGUCCCUGCCAACUUUUUCCGGCGACUACCGUCGCUUUCUGAUCAGAUUCUGUAGGGCGGUGGUGCUGGCGAGUUUGAUGCACUUUCUUGGUGAAUUUGGGUAGCAAGUUGACUUGACUGAAAAUGUGGUUUAUUUAUUAAUAAUUUUUCUUGGGUUUUAAUAUUUUUAUUAUAUUUAUUUUAUUGUUUGGUUCUUCUCUGGGCUUUAAAGUGGUGAAAAGUUGUUCUAAGAAAGGUUAUCGAAGUGCUAAAAGUGACCGUUGUCAUACGGGGCGGUGGACCUUUCCUGCUUAAAUGUAUAAAGAAGAAUUUAAAAUGAACAUUGGACCGUUGG